Labrus bergylta (ballan wrasse) is the source of this 6188-nucleotide messenger RNA. RefSeq names its product itchy E3 ubiquitin protein ligase b (gene itchb). Lineage: Eukaryota; Metazoa; Chordata; Actinopteri; Labriformes; Labridae. Gene Ontology annotation, cellular component: cytoplasm. The record is from RefSeq and is a predicted model, not a curated record. Gene Ontology annotation, biological process: proteasome-mediated ubiquitin-dependent protein catabolic process; protein K63-linked ubiquitination; protein K29-linked ubiquitination. Gene Ontology annotation, molecular function: ubiquitin protein ligase activity; protein binding.
GAUGUCUGCGAGCUAACCAGCACAGACUGCUCAUAACUGCGCGGCUAACUCAGCUAGCCCGCUCUCCAGUGAGAUUAAAUUAUGUAAUAAUGAAAUGAUCAACAGACCACGACGGACAUGUAGAGGGACACAGAUUACUAACAGGCGAUCGCUGUCCAUAACUUCAGGCUUUUAAACCCAGCCCUAUGUCAUGGCCACUGGAGUCACCAAGCCGGGCACCUCCAAUGGACACCCAAUGAAGGCGCAGCUACAAAUCAUCGUGCUAUCAGCGAAACUGAAAGAGAACAAGAAGAACUGGUUUGGUCCCAGUCCGUAUGUGGAAGUGACGGUCGACGGCCAGUCCAAGAAAACAGAGAAAUGCAACAACACCCACAGCCCAAAAUGGAAGCAGCCGCUCACCGUGAUCGUGACCCCGUUCAGCAAACUCGUGUUCCGGGUGUGGAGUCAUCAGACCCUGAAGUCAGACGCGAUGCUUGGCAUGGCCACACUGAAAAUCAGUGAGACGCUCAAGUCCAACGACAUGAAAAUCUCUGAGGUGGUGCAGACCUUACAGCUGUGUGCAGACAGAGAUCAGACAGACGUGGUGGGCGACCUGUCUGUCUGCUUGGACGGCAUGACCGUCGACCCCGAGAUGUUCGCCACCGCCGAAGCCAACAAUCACAGUACAUCAAAUGGGGAAACCCUGAAUGAACCCAACGACGAUCAUGCUAUAAGGCGGAGUCGAGACAGCUCUCCAGCCGUUGACGGUGUAGAGCACAGGUCAUCUCCUGCAGGUCGGAGGUCAGCAAGCAACACAGGGUCUCCCUCUGUGUCAUCAGGGGUCUCGAGGCCUCUCAGACCUCCCCGACCCUCAAGACCUCCUCCUCCAACCCCCCGAAGACCCAACUCUUCACCAGCAUUAUCCAGUAACGGCUCUGCUGCUGAUACUAGUGAUGGUCAGUCAGUUCCUGAUACACCCGUGCGAACGGCGGCCUCAUCAGCUCCGGACUCAAGUCCAUCACCGGGAUCAGACAGGAACUCUGGAGCCACGGCAACCAGACAGCCAACUAGCAGCAUCACCCCGGCUGUCACUCCCAGAGUCCCCGCUGUCAAUGCCGCACCGCUGCCCCCUGGGUGGGAGCAGAGGGUGGAUCAGAACGGACGGUUGUAUUUCGUCGAUCACGUGGAGAAGAGAACGACGUGGGAACGCCCUGACCCGCUGCCCCCUGGGUGGGAGCGUCGCGUCGACCAGAUGGGGCGGGUCUACUUUGUCGAUCACAUCACAAGAACCACUACGUGGCAGCGCCCCACGGUGGAGUCGGUGCGUAACUACGAGCAGUGGCAGCACCAGCGCAGCCAGCUGCAGGGCGCCAUGCAGCAGUUCAACCAGAGGUUCAUAUUUGGGCUACAGGACCAGGCUGCAGCCACUCAGAAUAAGGAGUUUGAUCCUCUCGGGCCUCUGCCACAUGGAUGGGAGAAGAGAACUGAUUCAAAUGGCAGAGUUUAUUUUGUACAUCACCCUACGAGGGCAACACAGUGGGAGGACCCACGAACACAAGGGUUGCUCAAUGAUAAGCCUCUACCUGAGGGCUGGGAGAUGAGGUUCACUGUCGACGGUAUCCCUUACUUCGUAGACCACAACAGAAGAACGACCACCUACAUCGACCCUCGCACCGGAAAAUCCUCACUUGAAAACGGACCUCACAUCACCUACGUUCGAGACUUUAAAGCCAAAGUACAGUACUUCAGAUUCUGGUGCCAGCAACUGUCCAUGUCUCAACACAUCAAGAUCACGGUGACAAGAAAAACCUUGUUUGAGGACUCCUUCCAGCAGAUAAUGAGCUUCAACGCUCAGGAUCUGAGAAGAAGACUCUGGAUCAUCUUCCCUGGAGAAGAAGGCCUCGACUACGGAGGCGUGGCCAGAGAGUGGUUCUUCCUGUUGUCACACGAGGUUUUGAACCCCAUGUACUGCCUGUUCGAAUACGCCGGUAAAGAUAACUACUGCCUCCAGAUUAACCCCGCCUCCUACAUUAACCCCGACCACCUCAAGUAUUUCAAGUUCAUAGGACGCUUCAUUGCCAUGGCUCUUUUCCAUGGAAAGUUCAUCGACACUGGUUUCUCGCUGCCGUUUUACAAGCGCAUCCUGAACAAGCCGUUGGCCCUCAAAGACCUGGAGUCAGUGGACCCCGAGUUCUACAACUCCCUCAUUUGGAUCAAGGAUAACGACAUCGAGGAGUGCGGGCUGGAGAUGUUCUUUUCUGUCGACAAAGAGAUCCUGGGAGAAAUCUCCACCCACGAGCUGAAACCAGGAGGAGGAGACAUCCUGGUCACUGAGGAGAACAAAGAGGAGUACAUCAGGAUGGUAGCAGAGUGGCGGCUGUCGCGAGGAGUGGAGGAGCAAACGCAGGCUUUCUUUGAAGGCUUCAACGAGGUCCUCCCCCAGCAGUACCUGCAAUACUUUGAUGCCAAAGAGCUGGAGGUGAUGCUGUGUGGUAUGCAGGAGAUCGACCUUGCAGACUGGCAGAGGAACACAAUCUACAGGCACUAUGCUCGAAGCAGCAAACAGAUCGUCUGGUUCUGGCAGUUUAUAAAGGAGAUGGACAACGAGAAGAGGAUGAGGUUGCUGCAGUUUGUCUCCGGGACUUGUCGCCUGCCUGUCGGAGGCUUUGCUGACCUCAUGGGAAGCAACGGUCCCCAGAAGUUCUGUAUUGAGAAGGUGGGGAAAGAGAACUGGCUCCCCAGAAGUCACACAUGCUUCAACAGGCUGGAUCUGCCCCCCUACAAGAGCUACGAGCAGCUGAAGGAGAAGCUGAUGUUUGCCAUCGAGGAGACGGAAGGCUUCGGACAGGAGUGAGAAGGAAUCUGAAGGAAUAAGAUACCACAAGUGUUUAAUUCAGGGAGCCUCUGCAGAAGAGGCGGGUGGUGUUUGAUGUGUUUGUGCCCAUGCUUGCAUGCAUGCACACACCUGUAGGGUUACCUCCACGGGUGCGUGCAUCGGACUGUGGCCUGCAUGUUAUUGCAAAGCAGAGCUGGGAUUUCUUUUCUUUUUUUCCGUCUACUGUGUGCGCUGUGCUUGCAGCAGGUCUGAGAGUUUCGUAUUCUUCAAACCAAAAACACAGACGCUGCUCCUGGGUCUCAGAAUGUGCGCCACAUUAUGCAUGGGAUCCUGAAAAACUCCCCCUGUGACAUCUGUUUAAGGGAAUGCAGUAGAUGUGUCCUCCAUACCUGUGAUCAUUUAAUGACAGGCAACAGGGUAGGCUUUGUGUUGGACUCUGAAUCUCACAGCAGUGUCUUGUCGAGGCGUCUUUGACAAACUGAUUUCUUUGUAUUAAGUGUGUUUGUACUAAAGCGUCUGAAGUGAAGAGAGGCAGGAUUGAAAGGAUGUGAUUGCUUUAAAAAAAAAAAAAAAAAAAAAAAAAACAGGGAUAAGUUUCACCAAAAAAAAAAUCUGAUGUUGCUUUAAGAUUGUUUGUUGCAUUUGAAUUAGUUGCAUCUUACUUUUCUAUCCACCUCAUUGUCCUAUCCUCAAACUUCUCACUGUUUUGGUAAAAUGACGAGGGUGCACUUUAAUGACUUAGUAACAAAGAAAAAUACAACAAUAUAACUUUUGAAUUUACGAGAGUGGCGCGUUCCAACUUAACACUUUAGUAACAGACAAUCUCGGUGCUUCUUCGAGAUGAAAGGCUUCAUAUAACAGCUUCUGGUUGUCAUGUAUUUGAUCUGUGAAUCAUCUUAAAGGUGGAGUCAGUAGCAUUUUUCCACUGCAGUUUAUAAACACAACAUUCAAACUGAGCCCCUCCUCCUGAAGCACACACACUGCAGGACGUAGUGUGUACGUUUUAAUGCUUUUACCUACUCUGCAAGCUACCCCACACUAGCACAAGCUAGCUGUUGGUGUUUGGUACCUGCCUGUCUAAAACAUCUGCGUAUGCGGUCAAAAGCCAUCACAAGGUUCACCCUUGUUUUAGAUUUAAAAAUAUAUAUUCUUCAAGGUUUGCUUUUGGGGUUUUUAUGCCUUUAUUUAGACAGGACAGUGGAUAGAGCCAGACAUCGUGCAAAAAGAGAGAGCGGGGAACGGCAUGUGGGAGAGGAGCCACAGGUCAGACUCGAACCCUCUGCACUUGGGGCGUGCGCACCGUCCACCAGGCCACCAGCGCCCCAGAACAAGCUUUAUCAGCUUGCCGUUUUGCAUCACUAGGAUUAUACAUUUUCUCUUAUUUGCGGCUAGGUCCAGGUCCGGUUUGAAUGUCGCUGAAUUGUAUCCAGUCCUACACUCACCUGUACGCUGUCAUUGGCUGGGGGGAAAAAAACAAAACAUGAAAAUCGAGACAGAGGACCGGGUCUCUGCAGACAGUUAUCACCACACAUGUAUCGAGGCCCCGAAGUGAUGACUCAGCGGUAUUAUUUAUGUACAAGUCUAUAUUUAAGUUUUUUGGACAAAGCUACUGACUCCAUCUUGUACGAUGGUGAAAAAGUGUUUAAAGCGUCAUUAUUAAAAGUGGUGGGACAUUCGAGAGGACCCUAGUUUUAUAGGGCUGGAGUUGUUGUGGUGCAGAAUUGGAUUCAAGUAUUCGGGGAGAAACUUUUAACUUGUACGUUUUAAUAUCAGCCUUUAAAUCUUAGUUUGAUCUGAGGUGGAAAUCCAUGAGGAGAGGAGAGAGAGUAUUUUAUAAUGAAGGUGUUCAAUGCAUCGUAUUCAGUACCUUACUUUAUAUGUUCAACAAAAAAAACAACCAAAUGUAAGUGAAACCAAAUCCCUUCUCUUCAGUUUAGGUCACAUUUUAAACGACACUUUGAAUGCAAAAACUCUUAAAAAAAACGAGCUCCUUGUACACAUGUAGCAUUAGAAACCGUUAGUGGCAGACUUUCUUCUUUGAACACUUUUCUUUCCCCGAGCAAUAUUAAAGAACUAAGGUCUGGCUUGUUACUGUGGUGUUGACUGUGGAACAGUAUAUAGAACAAAAACAUGACGUUUGGUUUAUCUGUCUUUACACAACAGCUGAUCCUGUUCAGAAUAUAAGAGGUGGAUGUCGCCAACGUCUGAUGUUUUAGAGCCUAAAGUAAUCAAAUGCUCAAUAUGGCAUUUUUCAGGUCAUGCCCCAAAAGCAUCUGUGCUUUAUCAUUUAUUUUACAGAAUUAACAUCAUGAAGAAAGCUUGAAACUAGCAUCUCCGCUCUUAAAACUCUCUUAAAAAGUGUUUUCUGAGGUUAUUAAUUAAGUGAAGGAGGGUUAUCUUCUGCAUAAAAUCGGACUACUUCUGCAACCAGUGGGGUCGCCCCCUGCUGGCCAACAGAAAUAAUGCAAUUUUUAGUCACUUUAGCGAUGGCAUUAUUUUUAAAAGCGCGAGUCUACAUCCACUUCUUGUAUACGGCCCUAUGCUUCUAAUCAACAGAAACAUUCAAUAAGAAGAUUAACGCGGUUUAUUUAUGUAAAAUGAAGAACAGCAGGUUGUGUGGUUGCUCAUUUUUGGAGCGUCUAUUUUUGAAUUGGGUUAAUCUAACACUGAAAAGAACAGGUGUGGUUACUGAGGAACAUCAAACUCAGGUGCUGAUUGUUUGUCAAGGAGAAGCCAUUUCCCUCCAACUUCUCUGGGUGCUUUUGUCUCCACGAGCCCACCGAGGUGGUCUGUCGCGUCCGUCAUUAGCCUUCAGGUAGCCUUAUGUUCACCCUCAGGCGUUGUCAGGUAUCCACACCUCGAGGAGUAUGACGUGUUCUUUUGAAGAAACUGCACCAGUGUUGCAAAUCUAGAAAACGUGAAGCUGAUGAAUUGUGGCUUAAACUGUGAUUUAAGAUGCAGGACAACUACUGAGACAGAUUCAGUGAGUGUGAUCAAAAUGAAUGUAUCAUGAUGAAAACUGAAUCGGUAAAGUUGCCUCUUUACAUUUUUUUUUUUUUUAACCCUGUGCUGUUUUAAUCUUGUUCUGGGGUCGAUCACAUAUUAAAAUCCUGGGAUGUAGUGAAUAAGAACAUGUGUAAAUAUCAUAAUGAAGUUGCUCCAGAGUGUAAAACUAAACCACUGUCACUUUCCUGUACAUGCAAACAAGUUGUAAAUGGUGUCAAUAACAAAGUUUCUUUUGUAAAAGAGAGGUUUUAAUAAGAGGUUUAAAUGCUAUAACACUAUAUUUUCUUUUCCCUGGUUUAACUUCUGAUGUACAUGAAAAAGAUGUGUAAUAUAGAAAUUGUCACCUUAAUAAAUUAAAUCAAAAAAA